AUGGCGGAGGUGGAGGCAGCGGAGACCGAGGUUACCAGUCAACAACAGCAGGGAUCGGAGGGCAACGAUAAGCCGCACCAGCUUGAGAGGAAGUGGACGUUCUGGUUCGAUAACCAGUCUAAACCUAAGCAGGGUGCCGCCUGGGGCGCCUCCCUUCGCAAGGCUUACACCUUCGACACGGUCGAGGAGUUUUGGUGGUAAGAUUGAUGUCGCAUGGGAUAGCUCUAUAUCGAUAAAGCUUCUGUAUUGGUGGCUUUAUGCUUACCUGUCGGCUUUUUGGCUUUAGUAUGUGCAUCGGGUUUACGUCGCGGAACACUAGAUCUGUUUCCAUUCAUCUGAUUCUUAUUUACUCUGCUUAUUUGGUUUGCAGCCGGCGUUAUUUGACGUGCUCGUAUUGGUUCGUAUUGAUUCAUCUGGCUCGUAUUGGUUUUUCUGAUUUAAGUAUCUUCAAAUUCGAUCACACAAUUCUCAAUAAAUAUCGUCCAUUUUGGUUUGCUCCUCGAUCCCUGACGCAUUGGUGCAAGUUUUUGUGUUACCUACUCUCUUUGGAAUUUUUACCUGAGAAUUGUGACGUUUUUGUCUCGUACUUUUCAUGGAGGUUAGAAAGAUCCAUUUGAAGAGGCUAUUCAUUUGAGUUAGUUGACGCCCUUACUAUUGUUUAUCUCUCAAAAUUUUAUCACCAUUGUGAAUCAGAAGGUCAUAAUUGACUGUGAAAGAUGGUGGAUAAAAAUCUUAUGCGAGCGUUCUACAUUUUGGAUCAUUUUUAUGAUACACUUCUAUGUACAUACUCAUGCCACGUAGGAGGGUUAUGCCAGGUUUCCUGGGAGUUUUUUCGUCUACAGCUAAAUACUGGUAGAUAAAAACUGCUAACCUUCUCUAAUUUUGGGUCACUAAACGGCCUUAUUUUGAUCAAAGAUUUGGUUAUAUAUAAAGGAAAGUUUCUGGUUAACUGCGGUGUUUUAUCAUGGAUCAAAUAUGAUACGUCUUGAAUAUUUAUGUAUUCUAGAUAUUAAUUGUUCUCACUAUUGAUUGUAUUUGUUUUCCUUGUAGAUUUACAUCAUUCUAUUUUUCCUAUUACCUUUCAUGAUGCGCUGCAGCACUUGUAUUAUUCUUCUCUUGUUAGUUGUUCAAAUGUCGAACUUGUGAGUAAGUCAUAUAAAUGCCUUAGUCCCUUAUUUUUCCUCUGAUCUUCAUGGUUAAAACGCCAUAUUGAUUUCUGUGGGAUGGCCCAUCCAGAAAAACGUUCAGUUCUUUCACUCACCUUCAAAAUAAAACGAUUAUGCGCUACUUGACACUUUCUAAUGAUUCUCUUCUAGGUAGGACAAGUUUAUCUUUGUGAACUAUCGACUGAUCCUUUCUUAUGCUUUUUCUCUAGAGUCUAGAAUGUAAAAUGGCAUGACCUAUUCUUCCCUCGAAUAUUUAGUGUGCCUUCCUUUGUCUGGGUUUUAUUUUUCCCAUUUCAUUUUGAUUUAACGUUUUUUUACAGUUUGUACGAUCAAAUAUUUCGCCCCAGCAAGCUACUGGUAAAUGCCGAGUUCCACUGCUUUAGAGCUGGUAUAGAACCAAAGUGGGAAGAUCCUGAAUGUGCAGAAGGCGGCAAAUGGUCUCUAGUUUUGAACAGGAAGUCCGAUCUUGAAAGCAUGUGGCUCGAAACUGUGAGUCUAAUCUUCUGUGGUGCUUGCUAUUAUUUUUUAUCUGGAGUCUACCUUUAGAUGCAGUUCUAGGCGAACACAGAAUGAUUCAGGUAUUACCUUGAACAAUGAUCCCCUUGUUCAGGAAUUAGAUCCGAUUGCAUAUUGAGCCAGGAAUUAGAUCUGAUUGUUUACACUUUCGUAGAAUUUUACUGUUCAGUUCUUUUCCUUAUCAUCUGCAAUCCACUGAAAUGACUUAGUGAUUAAAUAUCUUGAAACAGGGUUUCAUAAGCUUUGAGAACCUUUCGUUUCUCAUAAACUUUGUUUUGUCAAACCAAAUCAUAACGGUGCAACCAAUUAGAAGAGUCAAGGUGUUACUUCAUCAGAGUUCCCUUGUUUGAGUGCUGUAUUGCUAAUGAGCUGGGUUUGAUAGUAUAGUUAGGUUAUUCACAUUUUUAUGUGCGCUUCUGCUAUUAUUGUCCAGUGUUUUCUUCUGACGUUGUGGGGCUUUGGUUAUUAGACUUGUUCUAUGCUAUCAUGAUUUUUUUCAUGUGUAAAAUCAAAUGCUCAAGUGGCUUUUCCUAUGUGCAGUUGAUGGCUCUGAUAGGGGAGCAGUUUGAUGAGAGUGAAGAGAUCUGUGGUGUUGUUGCAAGUGUGCGCCAGAGGCAGAAUAAGCUUGCUUUGUGGACCAAGAAUGCUAGCAAUGAAGCUUUGCAGGUAAUGACCGUGAAGUGGUGUUAUUAGGCCAUGAAUGCAAUAACUGUAUUUAUUAUCUGAAGGAAAUUGUUGAUGGAUCUGACCCAGACUUUCUUAGAAUGAAGCGUUCGAGGAAAUGGGUUAAUCUGAGGCUUCACAUCGCAUGCUGAAAUUUAAAACUUAGCUGAUGUGUUUAUUUCUAUCCUAUUCUAUUUCUCGUUAUGAAUUUAAAUUAACCUUUUUUUCCCGUUAUUUAUCCCCUGUUUAUUGUAUGUUAAACUCUAUGCGUAGUCAUGGAAAAUUUGAAUCGGUGUUAUGGUGAUUCUAGACAAAUAGGUUGCGUUUAGAGUGUUUUAGCUAAUUUUGUAGAAAGCUAGUGAGUGGCUAUAUCAUAGAAGGGGCUUCGUUUUCCAUGCUGGCACUAUGGUCUCUGAAGAAGUGGAAAAAGAUGAUCAAUGCUUUGGUGAAUGUUGAUAUUUAAUCGUCCAAUAUGGCGACACGAAUGAGAGUCCACCUACAUGAUCAUGUCUUUGCUUUCUGAAAACCAUUAUUUCCAUUAACGAACAGUUCGCCUGUGAUCCUGUGCUUGCUUUUUGAAAAGCCGUGCUUUUGGACAGCUUUGCAAAAUAUGUUGAGACUGAGAUUUGUCUGCCUAUGAGGCGUUUCAGGAUUAAGCCGGCAGAAAACUUGAGUGAUUGCCUCUUUCUAAUCUUUUGUCAAAAUGUCAGUUUUUUUUUCGCCUGUUGAUCAUUUUUUUGCUGCCGGAUGACUCUUUUAUGCUGAAAACGAGACGCAUCAAAUGCUGCAAUGCAGAUGCUUUUUGCGCCUCCUGUCAGCGAUAUCUGUGAUAUGUUACACUGCCUUUUAGUAUCGGUGAUAACUGAGCAUUCAUGAAUUAUAUCAAGGGUGACCUUUUUUGUCUUCCAAGUUAACAUUCCGAGAAUGAAGGUAGCUCUUAGCUUUUCAUCCCUCUUCCUGGUGUUGUUUGGAUACUGAUUCUGAUUGUGUUGCCAUCAAAAUCCCUGAUCAAAGUUCAAACCAGAGUAACUGGGAAAAUUUUAUAACAAGCUUAGGAAAUCAGCUAGAAAUCGGUUGGUCUCACUAAAAUCUGCUAAUUCAUGCUGGAAUACUGUGGAAGCAUACUAUAUACCCCUUGUGGGAGAAAAAUAUUUAGUCUGAGUAUUCAACUUCUUUAGUCAAUACUCGGAUUUUCAAUGUCACAUAAUCACAUACACUUUCAUGAACGUGGCCUUAUUUUUCUUCGGCAAAUGCCAUGGCUAGCCGUUCCUUUCUGUGCAGGCGUCUAGAAACUUGCAUGCAUUGGACCAUCAUCUCCCCAUGUUGGCUUCAAUCUUCCAUUCUAUAUCAUCUGAAAUUUCUUGAUUACUUCCAAUGUGGGACUAUAUCAUGUGGUAGGUCUAACGGUAGUGUUUUCAUGAAAUGUGACAGACUACCAUCGGGAGGAAAUGGAAGGAGAUCAUAGAUUUCACCGACAAUAUCACCUACAACUUCCAUGUAAGCCUCCCCCUCCCUUGUUGAUGGUCACAUUCUACUCUGCUCAUCCGCCCUCUGAAGAUCACUCUCCCCAAUCUGGUGGGUUUUCUGCAGGAUGCCGCGAAGAGGGAGAAGCCGGGAAGCAGGUCCAGCCGCUACACCGUCUAA
Spirodela intermedia is the source of this 3989-nucleotide messenger RNA. Lineage: Eukaryota; Viridiplantae; Streptophyta; Magnoliopsida; Alismatales; Araceae. The record is from the annotation of a GenBank genome assembly.